UGUCGUGGAUCUCGCACUUCCCUUCCCCUUCCCUUAGUUAGAAACCCCUACUACUCCUAGCUUUCUCUAUCUAUCUAUCUAUCUAUCUCUCUCUCUCUCUCUCUCUCUCUCACAACACAUUCGCCUCUGCGAGAUCUUCCUCGGGGUUUUUGAUUCUCCCCUCGACAAAGCGAUCACGAAAUGACGAGGGAGGCAGUGGCCGAGAUCAGUAGUGUGUCCCUCGAUCUUCUGAAGACCAAAAUGGCAGAAUUUGCCAAAGAAAGGAAUUGGGAUCGUUUCCACAGCCCAAGGAACCUGCUCUUGGCUAUGGUCGGGGAAGUGGGGGAGCUAUCGGAGAUAUUCCAAUGGAAAGGAGAGGUGCCAAAGGGGCUGCCCGGGUGGGAGGAAGAAGAAAAAGUUCAUCUUGGGGAGGAGCUCUCUGACGUGCUGCUCUAUCUUGUCAGGCUCUCUCACAUCUGCGGGAUUGAUUUGGGAAAAGCUGCUCUCCGCAAGCUUCAACUUAAUGCCAUCAAGUACCCUGCUCCUUCUGCUGCUGCUGCCAACAAUUACAGCAACACUAAUAAUGGUGCCACCAAUACUGAAAAGCUGGAGCAAAAAGCAACAUCGAUUCUGAAUUGAAUUCUAUUCAAGGACACAACAAAAAAGACAGAAGAGAAGCAGCCAAAAUACCAAAAAUAUGAAAGAAUAUCACUCAGUUUUGUGUGAUUGUCGAAAGUCCUACUACUACUUGAGGAGGGGGAAGAAAGCAAAUUAGCGAACACAUACAGUCAAGAAGUAGGAGGGAGGGUAAAGUAGUAACCUUUUACAUUGCAUGCUUAGCUUUUUAUUAUAUAUAAAGGUGAUUAGUGUCUUAUUAGUUAUUACUCCUAAUAAUGUAUAUUAUCAUGAUAAAAAUAAACUUACCAUUAGUGUUGAACUUGGACAUCUUCAAAGGAAUGGGUUUUCGCUUGUCUUUCCUAGUUUGGUGUUUUCUUUCUCGGUCUUUAUCAAAUUUAAUAGGGUAAAUGUCACUUUUGGUCACCGAUUUUACUAAAAUAUGUCACGUUUUAGUCAAAGGAAAAAUUUAAUAUCAAUGUUAGUCAC
Messenger RNA from Linum tenue, 1083 nucleotides. The record is from the annotation of a GenBank genome assembly. Lineage: Eukaryota; Viridiplantae; Streptophyta; Magnoliopsida; Malpighiales; Linaceae.